AUGGCGAAAGACAAGUGGAGCAAACUGGAAACAGAGGAACUAAUUUCAAUUUACCGAAAUUAUCCACUUUUGUACAAUAUAAAACAUGAAGACUAUAUAAAACCUUCUAAAAAAGAGGCUGCGCUGAACGAAAUAGUCAGUCAAAUAAAAUGGAUUAAACCUGACGCGACAUGCGAAGUGAUUAAAAAAAAAAUUAAAACAUUAAAAGAUCAAUAUGGUGUAGAGCAGCGAAACAUUUUAAAAAAAAGUGGAAUGAGUACAGCAGCUUUAUAUACACCCAAAUUAUGGUGCUUUAAACAGCUAAGCUUUCUGUCUCAUUCAAGUGCUGAACCCGUGUGUAGAAGUAAUAUAAACGUGAACAUCGGUAAUGAGAACAUAGAAAUAAUCCAACCGUCCAUUUCAGCAGGCCAGUUGUCCAAUUUAGCUGAAAUACAAAAGCCAAAGAAGAAGAAAAAUAAAUUGGACACAUUUUUGAACCAAGCCGCGCAAUCAUGUCAGCUUGUGCAUGACUUAAAAACAAGUGUGGAGAAAACAGCGGCCUCAAAGUCAGCAUCUUUCUGUAAAUAUAUGCAGACUGAAUUAGAUAAACUCGAUGAAACAUUUGAUGAAGCGCAGGAUGAUAUCAUAGCUAUCCUUCAACGGUAUAAGCGUAAGGAAAAAUUGCUUAAAUGUAGAAUUAAAUAUACCAGUAGCAGACUCAACGAUAUGAUGAAAAAGCAAACUGUCUGUGCGACGUGUAAUAAAGAAUUCGAUUCAGUUAAUGCUUUAAGUUCUCACAUACUUGAAAUGCAUAAGGAUCAUUCGGAAACUUAUCACAAUGCUAACACUGCUCCAAAAUUAGAAUUAAAUACUUCCGAUUUAUCACCAACAAAUAUUUACAGUAUUGAUGACUCCAGAGAAAAUUCAAUUAAAAAUAUUACUUCAGAUGACGACAAUAGUUUACUGUCAGUAAAAUAUGAAGAUCAUUCGCCGUUGGAAACAGAUGUAAUUGAAAAUAGAUAUAUAGCAGAUGAAGGACAUAAUGAGAAGCACACUAUAUUAAAAAAUAAAAAAAUAAAGGUGGAAACAGAAGCUACUAAUGAUCUGACAUCCAUCGAAGAUGGUGUUAUUGCACAACAAUUUAUAAAAAAGGAAAUAAUGGAUACAAAUACUGAACAACUAUUAUUAGAAAAUGAAAUGUACACUGUUACGACAUUAGAAAAUGAGUGUACAAAGAUGGAAACAAAGACUACACCAGAGAAUCUAUUUGAAAAGGUUGGAGGCGAUAAAGAUUUGUUCGAAAAUGUUGUUGCUGCGCAAGAAUUUAUAAAAGAUGAAGGACCUGAAACAAGCACAGAGCACUUCUUAUUAGAAAACGAAAUGUACACUGUUAUAACGAUAGAAAAUGAGACUAUUAAAAUGCAACCAGACACUACUCGUUCUGAAAGUCCAUGUAGCAGAAAAGCACAAGCUACUGCUCCUAAAACUGAUGAAAACGUUUUUACAUGCACUAAAUGUGAUCAAAGUUUUACAAUCAAGGAAUCUCUUGAUCAUCAUAUGAGACAACAUACUGGAGAAAAAAGUUUCACUUGUACAGACUGUAACCAAUGUUUCACUCGUAAGCAAGGACUCGAUAUUCAUAUAAGGCGACAUAAUGGGGUUAAGCCCUACACUUGCAGUGAAUGUGAUAAAAGUUUUGCUAUUAAGAGAGAACUCAAUCAGCAUAUGAGGCGUCAUACUGGUGAGAAACCCUACAUAUGCACUGAAUGUGAUAAAUGUUUUGCUGUUAAGCAUGCACUUAUUCGUCAUAUGAAGAAACAUACUGGUGAAAAACCACACAUAUGCUCUGAAGUAUAUAAUUUUAAUAUAUCGAUUUAA
This is a messenger RNA of Teleopsis dalmanni, 1857 nucleotides long. RefSeq names its product zinc finger and BTB domain-containing protein 18.3-like. The transcript is spliced from 8 exons. The record is from RefSeq and is a predicted model, not a curated record. Gene Ontology annotation, molecular function: RNA polymerase II cis-regulatory region sequence-specific DNA binding; DNA-binding transcription factor activity, RNA polymerase II-specific. Bases 1 to 1857 code for a protein of 618 amino acids. Gene Ontology annotation, biological process: regulation of transcription by RNA polymerase II. Gene Ontology annotation, cellular component: transcription regulator complex; PcG protein complex. NCBI's taxonomy places the organism in Eukaryota, Metazoa, Arthropoda, Insecta, Diptera, Diopsidae.